This is a messenger RNA of Girardinichthys multiradiatus, 4391 nucleotides long. It is a transcript of the gene fhdc2, whose product is annotated as FH2 domain containing 2. The transcript is spliced from 12 exons. The record is from RefSeq and is a predicted model, not a curated record. Bases 305 to 3520 code for a protein of 1071 amino acids. NCBI's taxonomy places the organism in Eukaryota, Metazoa, Chordata, Actinopteri, Cyprinodontiformes, Goodeidae.
CGCGCUCGCGGUGAGCAGUGUGGAAGUUUCUCCGCAAAUUGAGGAGGACAUGAGAUUACAGCGAGCAGCGUGCAAAAAUGUUAGGUAGUAAGGAAUCUACAGAAACGCAAAUAAAGUGAGCGCAAAUGUCGGAGUUCGCUGUUUUUUCUGUCGGCUUUAAGACUCACUUGUGUGGACCUCAGACCGAACUUGGACCAAGAGCAAAAACUCUGGAGUGUUAAAAAUACUUCUUUUAGAGCAGGGGAGCAGAGCCUGCUCACCCGUGGCAACCCCAUACUCCAACUACCAGACAAGACGCGCAUAUAUGCAUAUCAACCUGAGCGUGGCUGUCAAGGAAUCUCAAGCCUUUCAUGGAACUAAGCUCCCAAAUUGCUCUGCUACCACUGAGGCUAUGGUAGUAAAAGCCAUGGAGACACAUCAGGUGUUGGCUGCUCCUCCAGGACCCCCAGCUCCACCUCCACCCCCUCCUCCUCCACCUCCUCCCCCGCCUCCACCUGCAUCUUCCUCACCAGUUAGCCGGGCAGAUACUGUCCGUCAGAGUCGAUUGAGGAAGCUGAACUGGGAGCGUAUCCCCAAAGAGAAGGUGGAAGGGAGGAAAAGCGUGUGGAGUGGUGCAGCCCCUGGUGAGGACGAGUUUCCUAUAGACCUCCAUUCUCUAGAUGAGUUGUUUGGUCAGAAAGACAGCAAGCCAAGGGACAGAACUGUGACACUGAGGCGACAGUCGACACUGCUACGACGCAGAUCCCCACAAGAAGGCCCGGAAGAGAUUUUCCUACUGGAUUCCAAACGCAGUAUGAACAUAGGAAUAUUUCUACGUCAGUUCAAAAUGCCAGCUAAGGAGAUUGUCAAAGAUAUCAGGCACGGUAUUGGAGAUCGCUAUGGAGCAGAGAAGCUCGUGGAGCUCUACAAACUGCUGCCUGACAGUGAGGAGGAAUGUCGCCUUAGGAGGUUUAGUGGAGAACAGAGCUGUCUUGGAGAACCUGAUCUUUUCAUGUUGCUUUUAGUGGAAGUUCCCAGUUUUCGGCUUCGUCUGGAUGCCAUGAUCCUACAGCAAGAGUUUGACCCUGCUCUGACCUCUCUGUGUGUGGCAGCCAGAUGUCUGAGGGAGGCGGCGAGAGAACUGCUGAGCUGUCCGGAGUUGCACUCCAUCCUCCGUUUGGUGCUGAAAGCGGGAAACUACAUGAAUGCUGGUGGGUAUGCAGGGAAUGCAGCUGGCUUUCGAAUUUCAUCACUUCUCAAAUUGGCAGACACCAAAGCCAACAAGCCAGGGAUGAAUUUGCUGCAUUUUGUUGCUCUGGAAGCUGUGAAAAAAGACCAGAGUUUACUGUCUUUUCCCAGCCAACUAGGCCACGUUGGCUCCGCCUCCAGGUUGUGUGAAGAGGGUGUCCUAGAUGACCUGGCAAAGUUAAAAAGCAGAGUGGCUGCACUCAGGACAAGUAUAGAGAAUGAAACAGAUAUUAAGCAACAGACACAAUCGUUUCUGGAGAGGGCUGAAGAGCAACUUAAGGAGGCCGAUGAUGAGGUAGAGGGUAUGAGGAUGUCGAGUCAAGCAUUGAUGGAGUUUUUCUGUGAAGAUGAUGGCACACAGCUAGAGGAGGCUUGCAUGGUCUUCCAUUUGUUCUGCCACAGGUUCCAAAGAGCUGUUAAGGAAAAUGAGGAACGGGAACUUAAGGAGCAGAAACGUAUAGAACGUCAACGUGAGAUUGUGGAAAAACGUCGCUCCCUUGCAGUUUGUACAGGUCUGGACCUGGGGCUGAGUCUUGCCAGAGAGCCUCACAGUCAGGAAAACCAAGAUGAACUGGAAAGACUUUUAGAGAAGAACCUGAGAUACACUUGGAGUCGCCGUAGUCUUAGAAUUACUAAUUCUCGCAGAUUCACACACCACAUGCAAAAUGACACUCAUCUCAACAGCUCCAUUCUCAAGAGUUUCCCAGUUUUGGGUAGUAGCCCGACAUCCCCUGGUUACCACUCAAACAGCUCCUCAGACCACGAGACUAGUGCUUUACUCUGCAGCUCCGCAGAGACUGAUGGCGGAUGUUCCCCCUUUGACCAAAAGUCUGUUCUGGAAAGAGGCAUUAGAACAUUGAAACAGAGCAUGGAAGCAGUUAAAGACUCCCACAUUGCAGUAUUUAGUUCCUCUCAACAUGGAAAUAGCUUCACUCUGGAGCAAUAUGGGCCUGAGAGCAUUUCUUACUCACUACGUGACCAACUGAGGACAACAGGACUUCUUCAAAAGAGAGAUUUUUCUCAUGAACACAUGGCUUUGAACAGUUCUAGUACAGACUCUGCUGCUAUAAGCACCGAUGCAUCAGCCCAGGGUGUUAAAAGCCAGAAUUCCACUUACAGACAGAGGCUUACCAACAGCAAUUGCCCUGCUCAGUCUAAAUCUGGAAGCUCUUCAGUUCAUGAGUCCAAUAAUACCUGUGGACCGCUUUCCAACAGAGACACAAUGACUAAAACUAAAUUACAAUCAUCCACAGAGGAGGUAACAUCCCAACCACAGACAAAGCAUCGUCCAACAGCUAAAAUAAGUGCAGGAAUCUCUUUACCUGAGGCAAGUUUAACAAAAGAGGGAGAAACUGGAAUGGUUUUAACCCCAGUGGAGGAGGACUGGAUGCCCUCCAGUCAGCCAGAGUUUAGCCAUUCACAGCCAGAGGAGGCCUCUACUUUGCCAGCUGCUGGUAAAGAGACUGCCAGGUCAUUCUCACGAGUGGGUGGAACACUGGAGUGCCACACUCUGGUUAAAGGUCUACGGUCCUAUGAGAUACUAUCUCCCACAACCUCUCCACUCCCGCGACCCACACCAAGCCUUUGCUCCAAGUGGAAGAAGGAGAGAGAAGUCGACCUCAAUGAGGGGACUGAGCCAAGGUCUGAAGCAUCAAAGGAGGAGGCUAGAACCGUGAAGACCGCGGUGCGUAGUGGUAUUGGAGCAAAGAGAGGGUUUGUGUCACGGAAAGUUCCUUCAAACAGCAAAGGCAUCCCCAGAGUGCGCUCCAAAACUGAGCCUUCAAACGAAGCGUCAUCAACUGUUAACCCACCUCUGCCUACACGGCCGUCCAUUCCCCGCAGCUCUUCAGCCCGCUCAUCCCCUUCUGUUCGACCAGCUGUAGCUCAGGUGGAAGUGAAGCGAAGUACCAGCAUGCAGGAGAAAACUGCAAAUGAGUCACAGAUUCCAGAGAAGUCCACUCUGACUCGGAGUUCUUCAGACAGAACUCCACAUGAGAAGGUCUUUGGCAGCACCCAGUCGGCCUUUAUCAGAGGAGCUUCUACUCGUGUGUCCAAACGUGUUGCUCCAAACUCUGAGACCCAGCUUCCAUCCCAGUCGGGGACCGCAAACAGCCCAUCCUCAGCCACUGCCAAGACCAUACGCACAGCUGUCAUUUCAGCUGCUCGCAGUAAAACAGCCAAGACAACAACAUGCGGGGCUGCCUCACCUGCUAACCCGAAAACCCCAGCUACUUCACGGAUUCCUAGUCUCAAAAUGCCCCGGGGCACUGCAGCUCAGCCCCUGUGGAGAUGACGACAGGGCUUGUUCUUGUCAAAUUUCUCAUGUCUGUAUGGAUUUCUGGUAUUCUUCAGUUUUAGCUAAACCUAGAGUUAAUUUCAGUUAACCUUAAGUGAAGUGUUUUCAUCCAUUUGAGUGCCUAUAUGUGAUUUGGCACUGAGAGCUUUGGGGAUACGUUUUAUCUCGUUUUUCACACAUUAGCUGGGUAGUGGAUUUUCUACAAUCUACCUCUAUUUACACCCAUUUGUGUCCUUUGCAGGCAGUAGGACAACAAAAGACUUUAUCCUGUCGAAUAGCCUUAAUGCUUAGACACACUUUAGGAAGCUAUUUUAGUCCAUAUCCUGGGUUGAAAAGUAGUUUUCAAGAAAGUAAUCAAAUGGUAUGCACACUGUGGCCCUCUCCCUUAGUAUUCAGUGUUGUUUGAGCUGAACCUGGUACAAUAUUGAAAAGUUUAUUUUGUUGUUGAUUGGCCUCAUCAAAAAGCUGCACUUUACAAACUGAAACGAGGCUUAAAGAGAUGGUUACUGUCAAUUUUAUUUUAUGUAAAAAUCAAUAACGUUAUUGAAUAUAAUUAUUCACUUCAAGAUAUGUGUUUGUAAAAACAAAUGAAAGAGGAAAAAAAAUAAGAAAUUAUUGUGAAAAUAGUGUCUUCAGUCUUCUAAAGGUUCCUGUAUGAUGUACACAGUGCCUUGCUGAAGUAUUGCUGAAGUAUACUCCUUGGAUUUUUCCACAUUUUUUCUCGUUACAACCUGACAACCUGUAGGUUUUAAUGUAUUUAAUUGGGUUCUUAUGUGAUGGACCCACACAUAUUGCUGUAUAAAUGUGAUGUGGAAGGACAAAUGUACAUGGUUUACAACAUUUAUUACAAAUAAAAUUUGAAAGUGUA